CCGGUGCGGAUCCUGAGUCCGGUGUGAGCAAGCGGAUAGGAAGGCGGGCGGAGGCUGGGUACAGGGAAGGGGGCCGGGCCGGAGCAGCCGGCGCCCGGGCCCAUGGCAGGGCCGGUCUGACCCGACGCGUUAGCCCCACUUGGAAGGAAGAGGUGGCGGCACCGGCACUAUGUUACCCAGCCAGGCCGGGGCCGGGAACGGCGCUGCCGCCUUGGCCCGGAGUACGGUCAUGGGCAUGGCGCGGACCUCCUCCGGGCGGCCGGGUGCCGGGCUUCCCCGUGGGGCGAAUGGCAGCGGUGCUGCUGCAGGAGUCCGCGGGCCCGGCAACGGGACAGGCCCGCCUAGCGGGCAGGGGACGAUCGGUAGUCGCUUCGAGCGAGACCGGGAUGUAGGCGCGGCGGCGGCGGGCAGCGGCAGCGAAGGCGAUUCGGACUCGGCCGAAGAUGAGGAGUUGGUGGGCGAUCGCCGCGGCAUUAAGCGGACUUUAGGUGACAUGGAACUGGGGGUGGUGGGGGGGACGGAGGCGUUGACCGCGGCGGCAGCGGCCGGGGGUUACGGCGGAGUGAGCGGGGCCGUGAGUGGCGCCAAGCCUGGCAAGAAGACCCGCGGUCGCGUCAAGAUCAAGAUGGAAUUUAUCGACAACAAGCUGCGGCGCUACACCACGUUCAGCAAGAGGAAGACGGGCAUUAUGAAGAAGGCCUAUGAACUUUCCACCCUUACGGGUACUCAAGUUUUGCUACUUGUGGCCAGUGAGACAGGCCACGUCUACACUUUUGCCACGCGGAAGCUGCAGCCGAUGAUCACCAGUGAGACGGGGAAGGCGCUGAUCCAGACAUGCUUGAAUUCUCCUGACUCCCCUCCUCGGUCGGACCCAACCAGCGAUCAGCGCAUGAGUGCUACAGGCUUUGAGGAAACGGACCUUACGUAUCAGGUGUCUGAGUCAGACAGCAGUGGAGAAACAAAGGACUCACUGAAGCCAGCAUUCACUGUCACCAACCUCCCAGGGACGACAUCCACCAUCCAGACAGCACCCACGACAUCCACAUCCAUGCAGGCCGGCAGUGGGCCCUCGUUCCCCAUUACUAACUACUUAGCACCAGUCUCCGCCAGCGUCAGCCCCAAUGCAGUCACCAGUGCCAACGGGACAGUGCUGAAAACCACUGGAACCAGCUCAGUGGCCUCUGGAGGACUAAUGCAGAUACCUACCGGCUUUACCCUCAUGUCAGGUGGUGCAGUGGCUCAACAGGUUCCUGUGCAAGCCAUCCAGGUGCACCAGGCCCCCCAGCAGACGUCUCCCACAAGCGACAGCAGCACUGACCUCGCACAGACUUCUUCCAGUGGGACAGUGACCCUGCCGGCUACGAUCAUGACUUCAUCUGUGCCAACCACUGUGGGAGGCCACAUGAUGUACCCCAGUUCUCAUGCAGUGAUGUAUGCUCCUACAUCGGGCCUCACGGAUGGUGGGCUUGCGGUUCUCAAUGCCUUCUCCCAGGCCUCAUCAGCAAUGCAGGUUUCACAUGGGCAGGUCCAGGAUCAGGGUGGAGUCCCUCAGGUAUUCCUGACAGCUCCGUCAGGAACGGUUCAGAUCCCAGUCUCAGCUGUUCAGCUUCACCAGAUGGCUGUUAUUGGCCCGCAGUCCAGCAGCACUGCCAACUUGACAGAGCUGCAGGUGGUCAACUUGGAGACACCACAUAGUUCGAAGAGUGACUGAGCAACUCUGGGAGGGACCUGGGGAGGGGAAGAAGUGUGUACCCAGCACCCCAACAUGAAGCAGCCGCCGCCGCCACCACCACCUCCAGCUUUAUGCUGCAUCUGGCCCUGGAUCUAUGGCGCUCCUCAAGCUGCACGAGGAUCUCAGCAGUCCCUAUUUUUGUAUGGACUCCAUCACUUAUUUAUUGUUGCCUUUUACACGUUUUCUUCUCACACUUUACACUGACACCCCCACACACAAACACACCCAUAGAAGUACAUAGAUGCAUAUUAAAAGUGGCUGCAAGGCCAGCAGCAGGAAGCUGAGCCUGGGCUGUAGGGGGACUUUGUUACAUUUGAACACUGCAUUUACUGUUCUUUUUCUUUGUUGUUUUGUUUUCCUCCUUGUUCCAGCCAAAGAAACUUUCUCUCAUAAGUGGGAGAAUUUGCUCUGCCAUGUAUGAAACCUUCCCCCUGUUUUCAUUGCCAGGGAGGGAGCUUUUUUCUCUCUCUGCCUUGCUGCCUCUGAUACAUAAGAAUGUCCAUGAAUGUCCCUAGUUUGCAACCUCUGGGCAGAGCAAUUGAGGCUGUGGGAAGAAGCUGCAGUCCAGACGAGCAUGAAGCUGUUCUGAAAAAGGUAGUCGCUUUUCAGUCAUAGGCCUGAUAUCUUUAAACACUCACACACAAUGCUGGGACAGUCACCUCUCUUUCCCCUCCCCCAUUCCAGUUCAGGUCACCUCUUGGCUGCAGCUUUGUGCCUUCAAGCAAUCCAUGAUGCAUUGUGGGUUGGCUUGCCUUUAUUCUUGGCUGGCAAAGAGAGGGUUCUUCCCGUUGGCAUUCCAACUGGGGCUAUGAGACAUUGGGCAAGAAGAGGGCAGGAAGCUGAGCAUCUUGGACUCCCUUUUAUCCUUAAAGCGUUCCUCCCUCAGAAUCUUUUUUUGUUGGAUAGGAACUGACUUGGAGCAGCUUCUUGCCCAUUUAGUCUGGCUGUACAUGGAUCUUACAGCCAAAAAGAAUUGUUUACCCUCUUUUCUUGAAACACACUCAGCAACUUAUAAGCCCAGUAGCAGACUUCGCUUUGUGUGAUGCUUGAGUUUUGCUGAUUUUUUCUUCCUGAGGAGGAAGAGCUACAGUCAUGUUAUUAUUAUUAUUUUAAUUUUGGAAGGUAUAAAGCAGCCUUCCCCAACUGGUGCUCCCCAAUAUGUUUUGGGUUCCAAACUCCACAUCCACUAGCUUUUGGCAAUGCUGGGAAUUGUCGACUAAAAGAUUGGAAAAGGACUAGGUUGAUGAAGGCUAGUGCUAAGGAAUGAAGUUGGAAACAAAUAAGGGUCUUUUAAGAAAAAAGUAUUUAAACUUGACUCAGCAGGCCUUCCCAAGGCAACUGCAUCCAUGGAUGAAACACCACCAGUCCAGAAUGCAAUAAUGUAAGAUAGCCUAUGACAUUUUUUGCUUCUCAGAUAGCCCUGGAAAUGAGAUGGUAUGUUGCUCCACCAUCAUGAAGCAUGUUUGGCCUGCACCUGUGAGACCUGGCCAUCUCAGAGUUCUUAGCCUGGGACUGGAGAGAUGGGAUGGGGCAAGCUUAACCAUAAAGCAUUCGUGAUAAAGGCUCUGCCCAUGUCUUUGUGAAGCCACUGCUGUGUCCAUGAUCUUUAGAGGAUUUUUUGUGACGCUUCAAACAGGAGGUUCUGGAAUGAACAAAUGUAACACAUUUAAAAGGGGAAGCUGCAAGACUGCUAGUCUGUAAUGGAGAAUGGGAGGAGAUGCAGGACAGAGAGGAAGGGCUGUGUUGUCGGAUCAUUUGCUUGCACACAAUCAUGCAUUUCAUUCAGCCCAGAGCAGGUCAGUGGUUCUUAUAACCCCCCCACCUCCCAAAGGGCCAGCUUUGGAUUAAGGAGGCUGCAGACUUUUAGAGAAAGAAAGCAGCUACUGUAACUCCUUUCUUUCUUUUUUUAAUUAAAAGACAAAAGAAGCCUUGAAAAAAAAAGACUUUAUUUUUCUAAGUGUUAAACUCAGUAUUUAUGUAAUUCUUAAAGGAAUUAAAGUCUGGCUCCUGUACAGUUUUCAUGGGGUUUGUAGUUUGGGGUGGGGGGAAAUGGGCCAUGGGGCAGGGAUGAAAAAAGGAGAAGAAAGGGGCCUUUUUAAUUUGUAUUGUAAUAUUCUGAAAUUGUUUCCAUGAACAUUAGCGUUUAAACUCGUCUCUGUCUCUACCACUUGAGUCACGCUUUGGUGGAAAGGUUGCACCAAUGGGGAGUGGAGGGCUUAUAACAAGUGUGCAAGAAGUACCGCCUGGGAGCCACAUGCAGCUGCAUCAGCAUUCCCUUUGUAGUGCCAGAGUCACACAGAAUAGGUGGAACCAAAAUUUUAGGCCCUUUGUCUGGCCUUGGGGCAAAAUGGAAGUCUUUAGCCCUGUGGAUGCUUGGGGAAUCCAUUUGCCAUCUUAAAACCUUGCACCCCAUCCUAAAACAGGCCAUGCACCUUCUACUUUGGGGUGCGGACAUCAAGCCAUACUGAAUUUGUGUGCUACUUUCCUUUUUCCUUUUGUUUGCAACUUCAGCUCAGAUGGCUACAUUAUGGAAAUGAAGCCCAAGCUCCCUCAUACCUGCCCUAUGUUUGAUUCAGAGAGAAAGUUAGUGUAACUUGUUUAAAACCUUCCCUGACAGGUUACUUUUUAGACUUUUUUUUAUUUGUUUUAAAUGUCAGAAAACAUUGAAAGGUGUUAUUUCCCCAACUAGUUGCAGUCUGAAAGGAUGUGGCCUAUACAGUUUUUGCUUAUCGCAACCAAUCUGAAUUUACUGGUUUCUCUCCGGCACUAACUUCAGUAAUGAGGUUUCCAAAAGUGGUGCAAAGUAUCUCCUUGUUUUAACCCUCAUUCCUUUUUAGGUAAAUACAGAUCUUUUUUUAUCUUAAGCUGGGGAUGAUCUAUGUUUAUCCACCAAGUCAUGAGAAUUUUACUCCCCCCCCCCUUCAUCUCUUCAUUAGAUCAGUGGCAUGAGAAAGACAGGCAGGCGUGGCAGGUAGAAAAUGACUCUCCUCUGCCUCCUGCCUCAGAAGAGGUACACUUUAUGGCAAAAAGUUUGCUUAGUUAGCUGUCUUCUCCCGUUGUCAGCAAUAAUGGGAAAAAAUUAUUUAUAUUCAGUGUUGCCUGUCCACUGAUGAAAACGUUUGUCAGCAGAAUAAAUCCUCAACAACCCUGUUUUCUCCCCAGUUCUGAUAUGGAGGAUUGAAGGAUUUGUCUCUCAAAUGGAACUUUACCUAUACAUUGGUAGCUGUUCUUCUGUAUGUAGAGUUUUUCCCCAAGAGGGCAUGUCUUCUUUAUCUUUAUCCCAAGCAACUUCUAUUAUUAAGAAGUUGCUUGGGAUAAAGGCACAUCUGCAAAACAGUAAUUCUCAAAUCAUGUUGCUAAUUCAAAAAUCCUCUGCUAAGAGAGACAAGCAGCUAAACUCAAGAACAGUAUCUAUUUUUCUGAUUUUGAUUCUGUACUAAUUUCCUGAUUGGGGAUUUGACACUUGAUACUCAUCCUUCACCUGAAGGAAGUUCUCCCUCCUAUAAAAAAGCACCUGCAGGUUAAACGCUAAUGUUGCAUGUGAUUAAAGUGUUGAAUUGUAAGAACACUUAUCAGGGAUGAAAUGGCAUUUAUUGUGUGGUGACAUUUUUAGUUCACUUUACAGAUUGUUUUUGGAUUUUUUGUGUGUACGUGUGUGUGUGCGUGUAUGUGUGUGUGUGUGUGAGUGGCUGUGUGUGUGGUUUGUUAAUUUCCAGGGUUGUGUUUCUGGAAGGGUGUGACAGUAAUCGCAGUACUAUGUACAGAGCUUUCUUUUGUAUUAAAGAAAUAAUCUUUCAAUAAAUGUAUCAUUUUGUGCACAAA
Molecule: messenger RNA, 5554 nt
Organism: Candoia aspera
Lineage: Eukaryota; Metazoa; Chordata; Lepidosauria; Squamata; Candoiidae
Gene: SRF
Product: serum response factor
Exons: 7
Coding region: 170-1711 (513 amino acids)
Biological process (GO): positive regulation of transcription by RNA polymerase II
Molecular function (GO): protein dimerization activity; serum response element binding; DNA-binding transcription factor activity, RNA polymerase II-specific
Source: RefSeq, a predicted model, not a curated record